Molecule: messenger RNA, 4495 nt
Organism: Terrapene triunguis (Three-toed box turtle)
Lineage: Eukaryota; Metazoa; Chordata; Testudines; Emydidae
Product: rho GTPase-activating protein 7-like
Exons: 14
Coding region: 326-3526 (1066 amino acids)
Biological process (GO): signal transduction; actin cytoskeleton organization; regulation of Rho protein signal transduction
Molecular function (GO): GTPase activator activity; protein binding; lipid binding
Source: RefSeq, a predicted model, not a curated record
CAGGGCUAGGAGCCGGCGAGGCUGCCGAGGCAGCUGCCCCCAGGAUCGGGGGAGGGGGAGAGCCCGGGACACACGGACGGAGCCUAGCUGCUGUUCACCCCCUCAGUAGUGGUGGCACCGGGCGGCCAGCUCGCUGCGCGCCGGGGCUGCGCCGGAUCCCUCCCAGCUGCGCUGGGGAGCCCAGGCCGCCUCCCACGCCCUCCGCCCCGGAUUGGAGGACUCCACAAGGGCCGUGCCCCGCAGGCAAGCGCAGCGCAGCGCCCGCCGCGCGGCUCCGGCUGCCCUGGGCUGGGAAGAGCUCGAGCCGCAGCGGGGAGCCGGCAGGAUGAUAGUGACACAAAUUGAAGCCAAAGAAGCCUGUGACUGGCUGAGGGCUGCUGGUUUCCCCCAAUAUGCUCAGUUAUUUGAAGACAUGCAGUUUCCUAUCGACAUCAAAACUGUGAGGAAAGAUCAUGAAUUUUUAGAUCGAGAUGCUAUUGAUUCUCUGUACAGACGGUUAAAUACACUGAACAAGUGUGCAGCAAUGAAAGUGGAAAUAAGUCGUCAGAGAAAACGGAGUGAUGAAUCUGAAGACGAUGAGCCUUGUGCAAUAAGUUACAAAUGGGCUUAUGAGAGGUGCAGUCAGAGAUGGUCUCGCCUGGAGAGCGUAGAAGGUUUCCCUGAAAAAGAGUCUAGUGCAUCAGUCCCAGACAGUCCAAGACUUAAGAGCACUGGUAGUGAGGAGAUAUCCUUUUCAGACCAAGGAGAGAAGCAUGAUGUGUCUUCAAUUCACAGUACUAGCAGUGGGGACAGUGACAUUAUCAGCUUCCCUAAGACUUUUGAGGAUGUUGAGACCAGCACUAGUUCUUCAAGGUGUUCAUCAAGUAAACUGGCCUCUCCUGACUCUACUUUUAGUUGUUCUCCUUCUCCUAGUGAGUUCUUAAACAUCAUCAGUGAGGAGAAGCUUUUGGAUAAGCCACCACAAAAAAAGGGGAAGAGCUUUCUAAAGAAAAUGGAGAAACUGCGCAUAAGGAGUUCCAGCGUAAAGAGAGCUGCUCAGUCAAAGGCCAAACCCACUAUUGGUGAACCUGUUCUUCUGGAGGGACUGGACGAAGAGAAGCUGAAGAACCUUAAUUCUGUAGAUAUUUGUGACCUAUCUGACAGCCAGAUGAAAAAGAAUUCUUCCUAUUCUCCCCACACUUGCAGCAGCAGCAGCCAGUCUGAAACCAGCAGCACAGUGAGCACUCCGAGUCCUGUUAUCAAAGUCAGGAGCUACGUUAAACGGGGAGGCGUGUAUGCGGAGGACUCCGACUCCAGCAAGCUCUCUCUGUGGAACGAUGUAUCUGAGCAAAACUUCAAAAAUGAAAUCAAUCUGCAUGCGAACCAAAUGUUUCACGUACCACAAGGCCAUAAGCCUGGGACUUUCCCCAAAGCACUUACAAACAGUUUCUUAUCUCCAACAGACAACACUUCUGUGAACUGGAGAACUGGAAGCUUUCAUGGAUGUAGGCGGAACAGAAUUAGAACUAGUUCUAAAGAGUCUGAGACCCCUCUGAGUCCUCUAUCAUUUAUAGAUAAUAGGAUGAGUAUCUAUGACAAUGUGCCCAGCAUUCCUGUUCAUCUUCAUAAGAUGGAGACGCCGGAAGUUAGUGACGAUGAUGUUUUUUCAGAACUAGACAAUGUUAUGGAACAUGUCAAUGGGCUCAGAAAGUUGGUCAAUCAGUGGACUGAGAAGUUCUCAGAUGAUGGAGACUCUGAUUUUGCGAACGACUCAACCUCUCCGUGUCCAUCUUCCCCUAAAGAAAUCCACCUUGAGAUAAAAAAGCAUUCAGCGGAGAAAUUGGCAGAUCUACCAGCUGCUGAUGGAAAACAGAACUGCAAGCAUGGCAAUGACCUUGAUUCCCCAGAACUGGCAUAUAUAACCGAUUCAGAGAUGGGAUCAUCAUUAUCACAUUCCAACAGACAUGAGAGGCAACACUGGUCUGCAGAGGAGACUGUAAACUUGGAAAGCCUUUCUGUACAAAUUGAUAACCAGUCAGCAGCCCACCUAAACCGAAUACAGAAACUGGCUUUGUUGAAACUCACUGCUUUAAUGGACAAAUACUCUCCUUCCAGUAAACAGGGCUGGAACUGGACCGUUCCGAAGUUCAUUAGAAAAAUCAAAGCCCCUGACUAUAAGGACAAAAAUGUAUUUGGGGUCCCAUUACUGCUAAAUGUUCAGCGAACAAGCCAUCCACUUCCAAAGAGCAUUAUCCAGGCCAUGGAGUACUUAAGAAGCCACUUUCUUGACCAGGUUGGCCUGUUCAGAAAAUCAGGCGUUAAAUCUAGGAUCCUUUCUUUAAGGGAAAUGAAUGAAAAUGACCCAAACAAUGUAACGUAUGAAGGGCAAUCGGCGUUUGAUGUGGCAGAUAUGGUAAAGCAGUAUUUCCGAGAUCUUCCUGAGCCUAUAUUCACUAGCAAGCUUUGUGAAUCCUUCCUCCACAUCUAUCAGUAUUUGCCAAAGGAUCAACAGUUUCAUGCAGUCCAGGCUGCCAUUCUUCUGCUCCCAGACGAAAAUCGGGAAGCUCUGAAAAUUCUACUCUUCUUUCUCCGAGAUGUAGUUGCUUUUGUUGAGGAAAACCAGAUGACUCCGACCAACAUUGCAGUCUGUCUCGCGCCAUCCUUGUUUCAUCUCAAUACUUUAAGGCGAGAGAGUUCAUCAUCAUCUAGGUCCAGCCAGAGGAAGUACAGCCUGGGAAAACCAGACCAGAGAGAUUUGAACGAAAAUCUGGCAGCCACCCAAGGCCUGGCCCACAUGAUCAUGGAGUGCAACAGACUCUUCCAGAUGCCCGACUAUUGCCUGGAUCAGUGUUGUGAUGACUUAUGUGAACAGAAUGGCCUGAGUGAAAAGGCUUCUAAUCAGACCGCCUCAAUGAGGCACUCCAUGCUGGUUUCCCUUGAGAACUCCAUGCAGGACUUGCUGCGAGAUGCCAAGGAAAAGUUCAAGAGCUGGGUUACUUCUUCAAACUUGGAACGUGUGGAAUUGGCAAAUAAAAAGGUGGAAGAUAACUACCACGUCCGGUUAUGGAAGGCAUCCACUGAAAUCAAUGCCGCUCCUAAAGUAAUCCUUCAACGCAUACUGACAGAGCAGCAUCUGUGGGACCCAAGUCUGCAGCAGGCUAAAAUCCUAGAGACCUGGGAUGAUGAAACAGAUGUUUAUCACUAUACAACAGAAAGCAUGUCACCCCUCCUGCCGCGGGAUUAUGUGGUUUUGAGGACUUGGAGGACUGAUCCCCAAAGUGGCACCUGUAUUUUGGCAGCUACCUCAGUUGACAGUGAAGGAGCUACUCUGCAUGGGAUUUUGGCCCAUGUCCUUUUGUGUCAGUAUCUCCUAGAACCAGUUGGCUCCCAGAAAUCCAAAGUGACUCACGUCUGCCGGACAGACACGAGGGGACGAACAACAGAAUGGUACAACAGAGUUUUUGGUCAUAUGUGUGCUGCAGAACUGAUGAGGAUAAAAGACUCCUUCAAACCUCUCAGGAACGACACAAAGGAAAUGAAAAUCUAAAGCACCUGGUUCUAAACAGAGACUGGUGCGGAGGCAUGAACUGCUCCUCUGCUAUCAUUUUAAAAGCUAUAGACUCAAUAGACUUGCCUAUAUUUUAAAACUAAUAAACCAAGAAGUAAUUUGUAAUGGCAUAUAAUGUAAUGUAAAAUAGUAAUUUUAUAAAGCUGCUUUUUUUUUCUUUUUCCAGUUUCAGGAAGCUGUUCUUGAACUGGCUGCACAGAGAUAGCUAAAAGGUCAAAUGUGUGUAUGUAUAUAUACGAAGUUAUAAAAUGCAAUUGUUACAUCUAGGAAGACAAAAUAUGCUGGUUCAAAAUUAUAGUUAUAAAGUAAGUUAUUAAACUAAAAAUAUGGUAUUUUUCCAAAUAUGCAUUAAGUAUUUUAUAAGAUGUAGACUUUUAUGCAUUCUAGAGUAUUAUGUCUCUUGAAUUUUCUUUUUAUUGAAUAAGGUGGUGGAGAUGUGAAGUUAAUUUUAACCUCUUUACAGUUGAAAAUAGGGCUGAAAACCUAUGCCUUUUACUAGAGGGAGCUAAAUACUUUAGCAUGUGCUGUUAACUCUCUUGAUACUUCUUUUUUACAUAAUAAAAAACCAAAUCUGGUGGGGGUGGUUGUUUUAAUGUUAUGGGUAGAGUUCCUGCAUUUGAGAAUGUUGCCUACUUUCACCAUGGUGAAGCUUUAGGAAUACAUUUCAAUUGUUAAAUAACGGCCAUAAGUCAACCUAACCAAGCUAAAUUCUAAGCAGAAAUUAUGUGAAUGGACUGUCAAAAACCAGUUUCUGCAUGUAACCUGCAACUUAAGUCACUUGAGCUCAAUCAUAGGCAUUGUGCUUGUCUUCUGAAAUACAGUCAUGGUUAAACAUUCCUUAUGUAUCUUUAAUAAGCUACUCAUCAUGAAAACCAAAAAGUGUGUGUACACAGAUAAUUAAGGUGCUACUCCUAGGGGUAAAUGUUUUAUACAGCUGUGUGUGUGUGU